AUGAGGAAACUGAGGCAUACAGAGCUCAGCUUGCUCAAGACUAACCAGGGCUUUUUCACCAAGAUCACGCAGAACGUGUGGAAGGAAGACUCUGCUGCUCCUAAAGCCAAAGUCAAAGCAAAGGCUCUGACGGACAUGAAGGCAGUGCUGCAAGGCGUCCGCAACACAGCGCCAGCAGCGGCGGCCCCAGUACCCUCGGAAGAGCGCCCCCUGGAGGAACAAGCCUGGCCACUGCGCCCUCAUCAAGCUCCCUCUGACCAGAGCCGGCUAGGAAGAAGACAACACACACUCCUGUUCAUCCCGGGUGUCAAGGCCACCACGCAUCAGAUCAAACGAGCCGUGAAGAAGCUCCGUGACACUGAUGUGACCAAAGCCAAUGCCCUGAUCAGACCUGAGGGAGAAAAGAAGGCGGACGUGCGGCUGGCUCCUGAUUCAGACACUCUGGAUGUCGCCAACAUAUCUCAGGAUCAUCUAAACUGCAUCAUCGCUCUGAUUCUAAAUAUUUGUUUUUCAUAA
Ochotona princeps (American pika) is the source of this 516-nucleotide messenger RNA. RefSeq names its product large ribosomal subunit protein uL23-like. The record is from RefSeq and is a predicted model, not a curated record. Gene Ontology annotation, molecular function: structural constituent of ribosome. Bases 1 to 516 code for a protein of 171 amino acids. The transcript has 2 exons. NCBI's taxonomy places the organism in Eukaryota, Metazoa, Chordata, Mammalia, Lagomorpha, Ochotonidae. Gene Ontology annotation, biological process: translation; ribosomal large subunit assembly. Gene Ontology annotation, cellular component: cytosolic large ribosomal subunit; ribosome.